ACCGGCGGCGGAGCACGCGUGUGUGCGGACGCAGUUGCGUGAGGGGUUUGUGCCAUCCUUGGUGCUGUGGUGCAGAGCUAGUUCCUCUCCAGCUCAGCCGCGUAGGUACGCCGGGGUGUGGGCGGGGCAGGGAGGCCAGAGGACUAAGCCGAGCCGCAGCACUUGUGAGAGGGAGAAGUCUGAGUGGCGCUUGCGGCGGCCGCGCCAGUCGCGUCCCCCACCCCCACCCCAACGGCAGCAGGCGCGCUCAGCGGACGGACGGGCGCGCGGCGGCUCCUCGCUCCCCCUCCCCUCCCGGCUGGGGCGCGUGGCCGUGUCCGCCGCGUGCGCGUGCUGCGUCCAACGGCCUCGUGGGGCAGGAGUAAGCCGCGGCCGCCGCCUGGGCCCCAGGGCGGUCUCUGAGGCCAGGGGUCCCGCGCCCAGCGAUUCCCGCCCGCCACCCUCUCCGCCACGCGCCCGCGGCGUCUUUUCCUCCCCUGGCCAAGGGAUCCAGUCGGUUCGGACCAGGAGGCGGCUUUCGUUUAGGGUGUGGGCAGUACUAAAGUCUGAUUGUAGUCUUGCGGUCCGCGCGUCGCAGAAGUGCCUUCGGUUUUGCAGAGAGCAAAGAGGGAGCAGCGAGUGCACGGAGUGGUAGUAACAACCAGUAUUCUUUCCACGCCCUCACUGUGUGUCCGGCACUGUGUGGAGCCACUUUUCUGCCUUUCAUUUGAUUCUUGCAGUGAGCUGGCGAGGUUUGGACAUAUUUGACUCUUUUCCCCCCAGGUUGAAUUGACCAAAGCAAUGGUGAUGGAGAAGCCUAGUCCCCUGCUGGUCGGGCGGGAAUUUGUGAGACAGUAUUACACACUGCUGAACCAGGCCCCAGACAUGCUGCAUAGAUUUUAUGGAAAGAACUCUUCUUAUGUCCAUGGGGGAUUGGAUUCAAAUGGAAAGCCAGCAGAUGCAGUCUACGGACAGAAAGAAAUCCACAGGAAAGUGAUGUCACAAAACUUCACCAACUGCCACACCAAGAUUCGCCAUGUUGAUGCUCAUGCCACGCUAAAUGAUGGUGUGGUAGUCCAGGUGAUGGGGCUUCUCUCUAACAACAACCAGGCUUUGAGGAGAUUCAUGCAAACGUUUGUCCUUGCUCCUGAGGGGUCUGUUGCAAAUAAAUUCUAUGUUCACAAUGAUAUCUUCAGAUACCAAGAUGAGGUCUUUGGUGGGUUUGUCACUGAGCCUCAGGAGGAGUCUGAAGAAGAAGUAGAGGAACCUGAAGAAAGACAGCAAACACCUGAGGUGGUACCUGAUGAUUCUGGAACUUUCUAUGAUCAGGCAGUUGUCAGUAAUGACAUGGAAGAACAUUUAGAGGAGCCUGUUGCUGAACCAGAGCCUGAUCCUGAACCAGAACCAGAACAAGAACCUGUAUCUGAAAUCCAAGAGGAAAAGCCUGAGCCAGUAUUAGAAGAAACUGCCCCUGAGGAUGCUCAGAAGAGUUCUUCUCCAGCACCUGCAGACAUAGCUCAGACAGUACAGGAAGACUUGAGGACAUUUUCUUGGGCAUCUGUGACCAGUAAGAAUCUUCCACCCAGUGGAGCUGUUCCAGUUACUGGGAUACCACCUCAUGUUGUUAAAGUACCAGCUUCACAGCCCCGUCCAGAGUCUAAGCCUGAAUCUCAGAUUCCACCACAGAGACCUCAACGGGAUCAAAGAGUGCGAGAACAACGAAUAAAUAUUCCUCCCCAAAGGGGACCCAGACCAAUCCGUGAGGCUGGUGAGCAAGGUGACAUUGAACCCCGAAGAAUGGUGAGACACCCUGACAGUCACCAACUCUUCAUUGGCAACCUGCCUCAUGAAGUGGACAAAUCAGAGCUUAAAGAUUUCUUUCAAAGUUAUGGAAACGUGGUGGAGUUGCGCAUUAACAGUGGUGGGAAAUUACCCAAUUUUGGUUUUGUUGUGUUUGAUGAUUCUGAGCCUGUUCAGAAAGUCCUUAGCAACAGGCCCAUCAUGUUCAGAGGUGAGGUCCGUCUGAAUGUCGAAGAGAAGAAGACUCGAGCUGCCAGGGAAGGCGACCGACGAGAUAAUCGCCUUCGGGGACCUGGAGGCCCUCGAGGUGGGCUGGGUGGUGGAAUGAGAGGCCCUCCCCGUGGAGGCAUGGUGCAGAAACCAGGAUUUGGAGUGGGAAGGGGGCUUGCGCCACGGCAGUGAAUCUUCAUGGAUCUUCAUGCAGCCAUACAAACCCUGGUUCCAACAGAAUGGUGAAUUUUCGACAGCCUUUGGUAUCUUGGAGUAUGACCCCAGUCUGUUAUAAACUGCUUAAGUUUGUAUAAUUUUACUUUUUUUGUGUGUUAAUGGUGUGUGCUCCCUCUCCCUCUCUUCCCUUUCCUGACCUUUAGUCUUUCACUUCCAAUUUUGUGGAAUGAUAUUUUAGGAAUAACGGACUUUUAAAGAAGCAAAAAAAAGACUGAAUUUCCUUGCUUACUUUGCAUAUACAGACUGGAUUUUUUUUUUUUUUUUACAGCCAUUUCCCCAAAGGAAUGUCUUGCAUAUUACUGACAUUUGGUAUGUUUCAUUCAUUGGAAUAUUUCUUAUUUUCUACGUGUUUGAAAAGCCUGUAAGAAAUACAGGAUUUGAUAAUAUUUUGAAGGCAGGAAAAACCCAAAUUGUUUCUUCUUUGAGAGUCAUGACUACCUUCUGGUGUGGAGAAAUUGCCAUUGGAAAAUUUGACAGUUUUGAUUCUCACUGGUAUGUUUAAAAACUGAAUAAAAGGAGUAGAAUUUUUUUUUGAUAAAGGAUCACAAAACAAUUCUAAAACCUACUGUUUUUACCAUUGAAAUUUAAAUUGUGAUAAUAGGUUUUAAAUGUCUAGAAUGCAACUGAUAGGCUUUUCUUGAACUGUUAGUUUUUUUGAAGUAGUUUUUUCAUGUUUAAUUUGUAUUUGUAAAAAAACAAAAAGCAAAAAAAUUUCCCAAAACCCAGAUAACAACCAGAGCAAAACUGUUGUGCCUUCUAUUUAUCUUUGAUUUCAGUCUUGGCAAUUGUUUAAAAAAAAAAUCUAGAUUUGUUUUACUAGGUUCAGAGUAUGUGGGGAAUUAUAGAAUCCCUCUUUCAUCACUUUGUGUAUGUCUUUUGUUAACAUAUUUGUUAUGCCUUAUUCUAAAAUUGAGUCUCAAACUGGAAUGCCUUUGAAGACAGAUGCUUCUAUAGAGGUUCUUUGACCUAAAUAGUUCAGCAUUUGUAUUUUUAUUCUGGUAUCUAAUCAGAUUCCUAAUCAUAGCCCGUAAGAAGGAAUGUUACUUUAAUAUUGGACUUUGCUCAUGUGCUUGUGUCCGCAUUUUUUUUUCUUAAAAUCAUAGCCAUAUGGUAAAUUUUCUAUUUUGUUAUGGUUCUCUUUUAUUGAUGGGCAUGCAGUGGGUGUUACUUGGAAAUGGCCAAUUUUUAUUAAAAUAUUUCUGGAAGAAAA
Gorilla gorilla gorilla (western lowland gorilla) is the source of this 3436-nucleotide messenger RNA. It is a transcript of the gene G3BP1, whose product is annotated as G3BP stress granule assembly factor 1. Bases 781 to 2181 code for a protein of 466 amino acids. Gene Ontology annotation, molecular function: mRNA binding. Gene Ontology annotation, cellular component: cytosol; ribonucleoprotein complex. Lineage: Eukaryota; Metazoa; Chordata; Mammalia; Primates; Hominidae. The record is from RefSeq and is a predicted model, not a curated record. The transcript is spliced from 12 exons.